Oncorhynchus kisutch (coho salmon) is the source of this 3165-nucleotide messenger RNA. Its product is annotated as major intrinsically disordered Notch2-binding receptor 1-like. Gene Ontology annotation, cellular component: plasma membrane. The transcript has 3 exons. Gene Ontology annotation, biological process: negative regulation of cell population proliferation; negative regulation of TOR signaling. The record is from RefSeq and is a predicted model, not a curated record. Lineage: Eukaryota; Metazoa; Chordata; Actinopteri; Salmoniformes; Salmonidae. Bases 1 to 2550 code for a protein of 849 amino acids.
AUGGCCAGCCUGCAACAGGAGUACCCCCUGGUCCUGCUGGGUAUUCUGGAGGAGCUGGCCGCUAUGCGCCACUGGCUCUCCUUCCAGGACCUGUGUCGAAUGGUCAGCACCCGCUUCGACCUGCAGCACCUCACAGAGCUUAGGAGCCUGCUGUUCUCCGCAGCCUGCCGUGACCCAUGUUUCCCCGCCACCCUCUUCAGAGACAGGGUCACCCCCAAGGGACUGGGGACAUCCCCGAUAGGCGUGGCAGCUGACAUCGUCACUAUAUUCAACCUCAUUCAAAUGACGGGUGGGGCUCCCGAUGAGGCCCAGGCUGCUCAGCCAAUAAAAGCCAAGCCCGCUCCUCACAUCGACCAAUCCCCAGAGCCCUCUUUGCAAAGCUCUUUGCCCAUCACUGACGAAGUGAGAUUCUCCAGAUGUGAUAGGGUGCGCACACUUUCAGACUCUCAGACCAUCUCAGGCCCCAUCGACCCAAGCUUGCUCUGGCCCAAAUCAAAUUACUCGUUCCGCAAGCGCGCCAGUCUCCCUCCCGAUCCCCUCUCUCUUGUCUCCUCAUCCCCUCCGAGCCGUGCCAGGGCUGUGUCUUUCGACUGGCGCCACAACACCCCACUGUUCGCUGGCAGCGGCAGCAUCCCAGGCAUGCAGAGCAUCUACCUCCCCCUGGAGACGGACAGCGAGUCCUCCAAAGAUUCCCUGAGCGGAGACUCGGCACCCAGAGAUCCCGGAUCGGAGCCGGGAUCGGAGCCGGGAUCACAGCCGGGAUCGGAGCGGCAUUCCUGCGUGAAGAAGAGAGACAUCUUCAAGAAGGACUUCCACAACCAGUCGCAACUGGUUCCCCAGGUGACCAUCAGUACUGAGUCUCAGACUCCAAGAGGAGGAGUAGGACGAAGAGGGAGGCAGGAACUGUUUUCCAACCGCAGCUUUGAACUGCUAUCCAACCCGUAUCCUUCCCCCACUAUUGGUCGGUCUUCGCCGGAGCGCCGGGCCAAGCAUGAAAGCUUGGACGACCUCCAGGACUCCACAUACUUUGGCCCAGGGGAUACUAUUCAAGAAUGGUCCUCCCUCCACCUCCAACCCCCCAGGGCCCAGAGGCCAGGGUGGGCCGACAAGAGCCUGAGUCUGGACGACAGGGAGGUGGGCUUAGCGGGGGUGGGUUUGGAUGGCUCCGAGGGCUCUCUUCAGGUUAGACUCACUCCCAGCCCCACCACAAACAACGUUGGUGGUGGAUUGUCCCCUCCAAAGGGAUGGGAGGGGAACACCAUUCCCGCACUUGGAGGAGGGGGGUUGACGGCCUGCAGCAGGGGCACCCAGACCGACACCAUGCCGGACCCCCGGCGCCUGCGGAGCCUGGUGCAUGCCGACCGGCUGUCCUUCAUGACCUCGAUGGAUGACCCCGACAUGAUGGGCGAGGAUGACAUCAGCGCCAUCUUCCGCUUCCUGGAUGACAUGAGCAUGUGCGGCUCCACGGGGGUCCUCCACCCCCACGACGUGGGCCCCUCGGCAGCCCAGGACACCCCAGAGGCACGGCGUGGCCGCCUGGGCCAGCUCCAGAAGCUCUUUCACUCCCUGGAUGGUAGCGACGAUGGCGGACUCAAGGCCAGCGUAUGUAAACUCCUCCUGAGAAUGGGCCAGAUCGAGAGACGCCUGGAGUCGCUGUCCGAGGUCAAGGCCGAAAUCUCCCAAGUUCUUUCCUUCCUCCAGCGACUGGAUGAGAAGAUACAAGAGCAGGCCAUUAGAGGGGGAGGAGGGAGUGGAGGUAGGUGGCUGGGACCGCCUAGCGGUGGUGGGUCUUCCCUGGGUAGCCUGAGCCAUCCGCUCACUCCUGGGUCUGGUGGCUCCUCGGAACCCCAGCCCUUGUCUGUGUCUGGGCAUUCGUUUGGCAGCCUGGACUUCAACCAGUGGGGUAGCAGCCAAGGGAAGACAGAGACAAACGGAGGUCUGAGCGAGACCGAAGGGGGGAAGAAGGGGGUGCUCUCUCGGCUGGCCUCCUCCAAGCCCGAGGAGAAAAAUGGCGUAGACUCCAAACGGCCGAGCGUCGUCUCCAACUUGUCUGCGCGGGAUUGGACGGUGUCGUUCUCGAAAAGUAAAGAUGGGAAAGCCCAGCCCGGGAAAAAACGGCAGAUGGACCAAUCAAAGAACUCCGCCCAGAGUCAUAAGCUCCCCCUUCAAAAACACUCCCACCUGGUGGAGCCAGUAUUCAGUUCCUCUCUCUUGCGUCAGAAGGGUGGCGGAUUGACCAAUCCUGGGUUGUCCUCUGGGCUGCCCUGUGACCCCAGAUUGGCUGGGGGGAGAGGAGGAGCCCCGGUCUGGACCGUGGAGGACAGAGAGGCCAGAAUGUCCCCUCUGGAACUGCAGGCCCAGGAGUCUCUAAACCCCAAUAAUCUGGAGUUUUGGAUGGAGGACAUCUACACGCCAGGUUACGACACACUAUUGAGGCGCAAAGAGGCUGACCAGCGCAGAGCCAAAGCCUGCAAGCUGGGGGCGCUCAUCUUCACAGCCGUUACCAUAGUCCUUGUCAUUGUCAUCCCCAUCGCCACAAUGAGCUCCUGAGGCUCUGAUUGGAUAUCAGACAGGAAACCUCCAAACAAAGACUGACAUGAUUGGUAGAUUAGCGAUGAUGAGAUGCAGGGAUUCUGAAGUCUGAAUGCAGUGUUUAUCUGAUAUAUAACCAUUUUUUCAUAUAACGAUGUAGGGGACUAGUAUGCCCUACAUAUACCAUGCUUUGCACCACUUCUCUCAGGAGAGAGUAAUAACAAAAGACAAAGCUAAACUAAUGCAAACUCUUUGUGAAUCCCCAUGUUAUCACAGUCAGUUAUGCCCUUGAGUGCUAUUUUGGCCUUAUCCUUUUGCCCACAAACCCUACAGGGCUCAUUUCUUUCAAGCACAACUGAGAAAAAAAUUCUAAAUUGUAAAAAGCACAGCAUUUGUAUGGGUCUACUGUCUAACUUUGAAUGCCUUUGUUUCUCAUUAAGCAGUAUGGUGCAGUAAGUUAUGUUGAAUAAACCAACUUUGUUGUCAUAGUGGUUUUUAAAGAGUGGGAAAUCUGGGAUUUCUGCUAUUUUUCGCUGGCUAAGGCAAUGUAUUUGUUUCAUGAGAUAUGCCACCCCUGUUUGCAGGGCCGGUCCUUGCUGUUUUGUGCCCUAGGCAAGACCAAAAAAUGCCAUC